This is a messenger RNA of Phytophthora infestans T30-4, 246 nucleotides long. Its product is annotated as secreted RxLR effector peptide protein, putative. The record is from RefSeq and is a predicted model, not a curated record. The transcript has a single exon. The coding region runs from base 1 to 246 and encodes 81 amino acids. NCBI's taxonomy places the organism in Eukaryota, Oomycota, Peronosporomycetes, Peronosporales, Peronosporaceae.
AUGCAGCUGCGCAGUAUCCUGCUGGCUGUUGUAGCCUCCGUUCUUGCCACCCAGUGUGGUGCUUUUACUGCCGAAGCUGUUGGCCUUGCCAUGCUCUCCAAGAGCAGUCCAACCGACCACAAGGCAACGAGUGUUACUAAUCAGCGUGCCCAGCGGCGUUUAAGAAAAAGCGACACCGUUGGUACCGAGGAUGAAAUCAAGACUCACAAGACGAGGCGAGAGCUUUGUCAUUACCGCAGUGGCUAG